AUGGACAGCCCGCGUUCUCGGUCUCCACAGCCUGAAACUGCACGACGGAGACGGAGUAGGUCUCCUGAUCAUGAUAGAGCGAGACGCCCGAAAAAUCAGGGUGGUUUCCGCUGGAAGGACAAACGACCACGAGAUGACAGAUACCGUGAUAACGAGCGCAGAUUAGACCGAGGCUAUCGCGAAAGGCGUCGAUCCCAGUCUCCUCGUCGUGAAAGAAGUAGAGAGAGGUACGGAGAUCGAAACAGACCGCGCGAUUAUAAUGCUCCGUCAAGGCCUGAUCGCGUGAAGGAUGGGCAACAGGACAGCAGCAAGCCAAAGCCGGCGCCGAAGAAAGCUCCGGUAGUAACCCCGGGCGAAGAGAUGAUUAUCGUCCAUGUGAAUGAUCGGUUGGGUACCAAAGCCGCUAUUCCAUGCCUUGCCUCGGAUCCCAUAAAACUCUUCAAAGCCCAGGUAGCCGCACGAAUCGGGCGCGAGCCACACGAGAUCUUGCUCAAGCGUCAAGGCGAGCGGCCUUUUAAGGAUCAACUCACGUUGCAGGACUAUGGCGUCUCGAAUGGUGUACAGAUCGACUUGUGA
Molecule: messenger RNA, 576 nt
Organism: Talaromyces atroroseus
Lineage: Eukaryota; Fungi; Ascomycota; Eurotiomycetes; Eurotiales; Trichocomaceae
Exons: 3
Coding region: 1-576 (191 amino acids)
Biological process (GO): mRNA splicing, via spliceosome; protein modification process
Cellular component (GO): cytoplasm; nucleus
Molecular function (GO): protein binding; protein tag activity
Source: RefSeq, a predicted model, not a curated record